AUGUAAAUAAAGAAAGUCAGUUGUUUUGGAGCAGGCUAUGUGGGAGGACCAACGAUGGCUGUGAUGGCUUCUAAAUGCCCAGAACAGACCUUCAUUGUUUAUGAUAUAAAUGAAUAGUAAAUUUAAAAGUGGAACAGCAAACAAUAUCCAGUUUACGAGGAAAAUUUGGAUGAGUAUGUGAAUAAAACAAUACACAAAAAUUUAAUAUUCACUAGUGACAUUGAUCUUGCUUUGAAGGAUUGCGAUAUUGCAUUUUUGGCAGUCAAUACUCCAAGUAAAACUUAUGGGUUGGGAGCUGAAUCUCAAUUAGAUAUAUCCUAUAUAGAUAGCUGCCUUCAAAGCAUAAAGAAAUACCCAUUGACUAAGAAAUUGAUAUUGGUUGAAAAAUCAACCGUUCCCAUAAAAACUGCUGAUUAUAUCAAUGCGGUAUUAUAGAAUUUGAAUAUUUGUGUUUUGUCUAAUCCUGAAUUUUUGGCUGAGGGCACUGCAAUCUAAGAUCUUCUUUCUCCAGACAGAGUGAUUAUUGGUGGGCCUUUGGAAUCUAGUAAGUAGCUUGCUUCAUUGUAUGAAUAAUGGGUACAAAAAGACAAGAUCAUUUUCACAAAUAUUUAUUCAGCAGAAUUGAGUAAAAUUGUUGCCAAUUCUUUCCUGGCUCAAAGAGUGUCUUCAAUCAACAGUAUAUCCAUAAUUUGUGAUAAAAUUGGAGCAGAUGUCAAUGAAAUUUCAUAAUGCGUUGGAAGUGAUAGUCGAAUUGGUAAUAAGUUUUUGAAGUCAUCUGUCGGAUUUGGUGGAUCUUGUCUAAAGAAAGACUUGCUUUGUCUAAUUUACUUGUGUGAAUCUCUCCAAUUGGAUGAGGUAGCACAAUACUGGAGAUAGGUUUAUCUACUAAAUGAAUUUCAAAAACAAAGAUUUAUCAAUUUAAUUAUCAGUUCCAUGUUUAACUGUUUGAGGAAUAAAGUCAUAGUGAUUUUGGGGGUAACAUUUAAGGCCAAGACCAAUGAUACCAGAGAGAGUGCUGCUUUGCUGAUUAUUAAAAAGCUACAAGAGGAAUAGGCAAUACUAAGGAUUUAUGAUCCUCAAGGGAAGAUAGACAAGUUGGAGCAAUGUUAGAGUUUGGAUGGCAUCUUUAAAGGGGCUUCUGCAUUAGUGAUACUAACUGAAUGGGAAGAAUUUACAAAAAUAGAUUAUGUUGAGGCUUUUAAUCAAAUGGCUAAACCUGCAUAUUGUUUUGAUGGCAGGAACCUGUUGUAAAGUGAUUUGAUGAAGUCAAUUGGAUUUCUAUAUUACGGGUUAGGGAGAGUCUGA
Messenger RNA from Paramecium tetraurelia, 1305 nucleotides. RefSeq lists its product as uncharacterized. Gene Ontology annotation, molecular function: UDP-glucose 6-dehydrogenase activity; NAD binding. Gene Ontology annotation, biological process: glycosaminoglycan biosynthetic process; polysaccharide biosynthetic process. The record is from RefSeq and is a predicted model, not a curated record. Gene Ontology annotation, cellular component: cytosol; nucleus. Lineage: Eukaryota; Ciliophora; Oligohymenophorea; Peniculida; Parameciidae. The transcript has 3 exons.